Balaenoptera acutorostrata (minke whale) is the source of this 1346-nucleotide messenger RNA. RefSeq names its product nucleosome assembly protein 1-like 1. Lineage: Eukaryota; Metazoa; Chordata; Mammalia; Artiodactyla; Balaenopteridae. Bases 34 to 1209 code for a protein of 391 amino acids. Gene Ontology annotation, biological process: nucleosome assembly. Gene Ontology annotation, molecular function: chromatin binding; histone binding. Gene Ontology annotation, cellular component: chromatin; nucleus. The record is from RefSeq and is a predicted model, not a curated record. The transcript has a single exon.
CCCGUGCUAGCCACCGAUAUUUGGCGCUCAUACAUGUCAGACAUCGACAACAAAGAACAGUCUGAACUUGAUAAAGAUUUGGAUGAUGUUGAAGAAGUAGAAGAAGAAGAAACUGGUGAAGAAACAAAAAUCAAAGCGUGUCAGCUGACUGUUCAGAUGACGCAAAAUCCUCAGAUUCUUGCAGCCCUUCAAGAAAGACUUGAUGAUCUGGUAGAAACACCAACAGGAUACAUUGAAAGCUUGCCUAGGGUAGUUAAAAGACGCGUGAAUGCUCUCAAAAACCUUCAAGUUAAAUGUGCACAGAUAGAAGCCAAGUUCUAUGAGGAAGUUCAUGAUCUUGAAAGAAAGUAUGCUGUUCUCUAUCAACCUCUAUUUGAUAAGCGAUUUGAGAUCAUCAAUGCCAUUUAUGAACCUACAGAAGAAGAAUGUGAAUGGAAACCAGAUGAGGAAGAUGAAAUUUCAGAGGAACUAAAAGAAAAGGCCAAGAUUGAAGAUGAGAAAAAGGAUGAAGAAAAAGAAGACCCCAAAGGAAUUCCUGACUUUUGGUUGACCGUUUUUAAGAAUGUUGACUUGCUCAGUGAUAUGGUUCAGGAACAUGAUGAACCUAUUCUGAAGCACUUGAAAGAUAUUAAAGUGAAGUUCUCAGAUGCUGGUCAGCCUAUGAGUUUUGUCUUAGAAUUUCACUUUGAACCCAAUGAAUAUUUCACAAAUGAAGUGUUGACAAAGACAUAUAGGAUGAGGUCAGAACCAGAUGAUUCUGAUCCUUUUUCUUUUGAUGGACCAGAAAUUAUGGGUUGUACAGGGUGCCAGAUAGAUUGGAAAAAAGGGAAGAAUGUCACUUUGAAAACCAUUAAGAAGAAGCAGAAACACACGGGACGUGGGACAGUUCGUACUGUGACCAAAACAGUUUCUAAUGACUCUUUCUUUAAUUUUUUUGCCCCUCCUGAGGUUCCUGAGAGUGGAGAUCUGGAUAAUGCCGCUGAAGUUAUCCUUGCUGAGGACUUUGAAAUUGGUCACUUUUUACGUGAGCGCAUAAUCCCAAGAUCAGUGUUAUACUUUAUCGGAGAAGCUAUUGAAGAUGAUGAUGAUGAUUAUGAUGAAGAAGGUGAAGAAGCAGAUGAGGAAGGGGAAGAAGAAGGAGAUGAGGAAAAUGAUCCAGACUAUGACCCAAAGAAGGAUCAAAACCCGGCAGAGUGCAAGCAGCAGUGAAGCACAAUGGUCUACCUUCUGCUUCCCUGGAAAGGAUGAAUUUGCAUCAUUUGACAAGCCUAUUUCAAGUUUUUUGUUGUUUGUUUGCUCGUUUUUGUUUUUGCAGCCUAAAAUAAAAAUGUCAAAUAUAAUUAAAA